CAGAGGAAGCGUCAUCUUUCAUCUUUCACUGCUGCUGCUUUUCAGGAGCGUCUGAUCUUCACUCGCCUUCUCGCGUUAAAGCGUCUAAAAGCUCCCGGAUGACGCGGAGCCGAUCGUUUAAUAUAAUAUCAUACCUUCAAACAAACGAACCGGCCUUCGACGAGUUUCGACGGAGCACCGUGAUGAAUUUCUCCCGUCGUCACACAGGCGGGCGGACCGAAGCUCCGCUGGAGCACCAUUAGUGUAUGUGUGUAAAAAAAAAAAUAUAUAUAUUUAUACAUAUAUAUAUGUGGAUCCAACCGAACCGGGACCGGAUCAUGAACGCGCCGUGCUGAAGUGGUGGGCCUCUCGAGCGGAAAACGGCGCGAGUCUCGCGCUGCUGCUGUUAGCCUGAUCGCUGCUAACGGGCCUAAAAAAGCCCGGUCUGAUCUCUACAGUCCGAUCUAAACAGCUGUGUGAGCGUUAAUAAGAUCCUCCAGCGGGAGAGCAGAGGAUGGCCAGCCGCCUGAGCGCCGAUGAGGAGCAGGCCACGAAGCAGUUUUUGGAGGAAAUCAACAAAUGGACGUCCCAACACGGCGUCUCGCCAUUGUCCUGGGACGUGGCUGUGAAGUUUCUGAUGGCCCGCAAGUUUGAUGUUCUGCGAGCGAUCGAGCUUUUUCACAGCUACAGGGAGACACGUCUGAGGGAGGGCAUUGUCAAACUGCAGCCUCACGAGGAGCCGUUACGCUCUGAGCUGUUGAGUGGGAAGUUCACUGUGUUGGGUGUCCGGGACCCGUCUGGCGCAUCCAUCGCCCUCUACACGGCUAAACUGCACCAUCCCAGCAAAACAGGAAACCACGUUGUUCUUCAGGCCCUGUUCUACCUACUGGACCGAGCUGUGGAGAGUUUUGAGACUCAGAGGAAUGGACUGGUCUUCAUUUAUGACAUGGCUGGAUCCAACUACACAAACUUUGAACUGGACCUCAGCAAAAAGAUCCUCAGUUUGCUCAAGGGUGCGUUCCCAGCACGGCUCAAGAAAGUGCUUAUUGUUGGAGCUCCUGUGUGGUUCAGGGUCCCGUAUAACCUUUUGAGUCUGUUACUGAAGGAGAAGCUCAGAGAACGGGUUCAAAUGGUGAAGAUGUCCGACCUGCGACAACAUCUGCCCAGAGACUGUUUACCUGAGCACCUGGGCGGCUGUUUGCCUCUGGACGUGCACAGCUGGAACCUGCAGCUGCUGUCCGAGCAGAACGGACGUGUGGACCCUGUGGACGAGCUGGUGGGGAUUCCUCUGGAGAACACAUCCAUACACGUCCCAGGACCUGAGGCCAUGGGUCUGGCCGAGCUCAUGGCCCACCUGAACCGGGCCCAGCGCAGCGGGAUCUACCUGGAGUAUGAGGAGCUUCGCAGAGAGCAGCCACCUGGAACCUUCACCUGUGCACUGGCUGCUCACAACCAGGAGCGGAAUCGUUAUGGCGACGUGCUGUGUCUCGAUCAGACUCGUGUGCGACUCAAAGCGAGGAGAAACGAGAGAUCAGACUACAUAAAUGCCAGCUUCAUGGAUGGAUACAAACAGAAAAAUGCAUAUAUUGGGACUCAGGGUCCAUUGGAGAAAACCUACGGGGAUUUCUGGAGAAUGGUUUGGGAGCAAAGUGUGCUUGUCAUUGUAAUGACAACAAGGACGGACGAGGGGGGCCGGAGGAAGUGUGGACAGUACUGGCCCAAGGAGGAGGGCGGUCAGGAGGUGUAUGGGCACAUCGCUGUGGUUAAUCACAGAGUGGAUAAACAAGCACAUUACAACCAAACCACACUUGAGCUGCACAACACUGAGACAUUCGAACAGAGACAGGUGACACAUUUUCAGUUCCUCAGCUGGCCUGAUUACGGGGUCCCAUCCUCCGCGCUGUCUCUGAUUGACUUCCUGGGUGCCGUGAAGCACCAGCAGCAGUGGGCGGUCCAGGCUUUCGGCUCACAGUGGAGGGGUCAUCCGCUCGGCCCGCCCAUGGUGGUCCACUGCAGCGCUGGCAUCGGCCGGACCGGUACUUUUUGUGCGCUGGAUAUCUGUCUGUCCGAGCUGCAGGACGUCGGGACUCUUAACAUUUGCCAGACGGUUCGACGGAUGAGAGCGCAGCGUGCCUUCAGCAUCCAAACACCCGAGCAGUACUAUUUCUGCCACACCGCCAUCCUCGAGCAUGCCCAGAGACAGGGCCUGCUUUCAGCCAAUCAGUGAGCAGCAGGGCCCACUCGU
Messenger RNA from Sinocyclocheilus anshuiensis, 2224 nucleotides. RefSeq names its product tyrosine-protein phosphatase non-receptor type 9-like. Lineage: Eukaryota; Metazoa; Chordata; Actinopteri; Cypriniformes; Cyprinidae. Gene Ontology annotation, molecular function: protein tyrosine phosphatase activity. The transcript has 13 exons. Gene Ontology annotation, biological process: protein dephosphorylation. Bases 494 to 2206 code for a protein of 570 amino acids. The record is from RefSeq and is a predicted model, not a curated record.